This is a messenger RNA of Zootoca vivipara (common lizard), 6991 nucleotides long. It is a transcript of the gene DSEL, whose product is annotated as dermatan sulfate epimerase like. NCBI's taxonomy places the organism in Eukaryota, Metazoa, Chordata, Lepidosauria, Squamata, Lacertidae. Gene Ontology annotation, molecular function: sulfotransferase activity; chondroitin-glucuronate 5-epimerase activity. The record is from RefSeq and is a predicted model, not a curated record.
GCCUCGGCUCUUGCUGCCUUCUCGGCUGCCUGAACUGACGACCGUAGCGGCGGAGCUGAGCGAGGGAGCCAGACGCCGGUGCCGCCGCCAGCCAGCAGCCGGAGCGGGAAGGUGCGUGGCGGAGUCCCAGCCGGAGAAGAAGCUUCCGGCGGAGUCUGCCCUGGGUCCGGCGGCAUCCCCCGUCCGGGGAUCGCCGCGGCGGGAGUCAAGUUCUUUUGCAGGAGUUGGAUCUGGAAGACGGCUCCAUGCUGCUGGUGGCGAUUCCUCGAGAAAAGGGAAGAGAAUAAUCCCUUGCUCUGCAUAUAGGACCACUUUUUCUCUUGAUUGACAUUGGCUGCCUUCUUCCCCAUUUGGAAAGUCGUUUUGGAGCUGGCUUGAUGGAAGUUCGAACUCAGACGUGGUAGCAGCAUCAUUGCACUUUUUUUUCCUUUUUUUGGAGGGGGGGGGGGGAGAGAGAGCAAAGGAUGGGAACGGAAGAAAUGACAGGCGGCGCCCAGAUCUGGGGACAGAGCCUUUCGAUGGGCAGCUGAAGUUCAGGCUUCGCUACUUAAAACGAAACCGGGCGAAUGCAAAUCAAGCUCGAAGAGGAGGGGAGAAGAAGAGAGAUUUCCUGUGGAGGAAAAGAGAAAGGAGCGAUGGGGCAACCGGAUAGUUCUACUCCUGUUUCCCGUUGAUAUACUGGCGCCAUUGCUGAUGGGAUACGACCCCCGACCCCCAAAGUAGACUGCUUUUUAAGAGGAGAUCAACAUGCAAAGCGAACAGAUUCCAGAGCCAGCUAUCUGUGCAUCCCAUUUCGUAUUUUUAAUUUGGCUUUGUGAUGAGGCAAUUGAACUAAUUGAGACUCCGAGACAGGGUCUGGCUUCACAGGCUGAUGAGGACUUGAAGAUAAUGAAAGACGACAUGAAAGCAGCGAGUCUGUUAGACGAUCAUCAAACCCAACAGAGUUUUCACAACUGGAGGUUAGCAAGUGCAAGAAGGAUGGCAGCUCUGCCAAAAUUGGCCAGUGGAGACGUUUUUCUGAGUAUCCCUUCCCCACCAAAAUAAAGGACAAACUUCUGCAGAUGUGCAUGAACGUGGAGAGAAUGGGACAGAAGAGGGCAACUUGAACUCAUUAUUUCAUAUCUCCGGCACUGAAUUUCAUUUGUUUCCUCAUUUGCUGUACGUGUAUUGUUAUCAGUGUCAUCCUAUCACAACAGAAGAAAUCAAUGAAUUUUUAUUUUUUAAAAAACAAAACUAAAUAAGAACCCUUCCACGAGUAACAUCCUGGAGGUGUUUUUCUUCAUGGCUCAAUAGACAUCCUGUCUGUCAUCAAAUUUACUUGUUAGUCUGAUGUACAUGGAAGCUAGUGAAAGGUUUCAUUGUUUUUAGCCCUCUGGCCCCCAAAAACCACUUUUUCAGCGUGGCCAAAGGGUUUCUAGUCUAAGCGCCUGCACGCCAGCGUUUUUCCAGUGCUGUGUCAACUGAUCGCUUCAGCUCAGAACUGUGUGUACCUGGUAGCACAAGGUCCCCUCCGCUACUGCCGCCUGGGUUUGCGUAAAAAGCUUUCAAGUGUAUUUUUCCCACGCUGGCGAGCCUGAUUCAUGUUUGAAAUCUGAACAGUGGUUUUGCUUUGUUUUUUCCCUAAGAGGUGUAUGCCCGAAGGGAGGAAACUGCCUAAUGGAUCAUGGCUCUAAUCUUUACAGGACAUUCCUUAUUUCUAGCCUUAGCGAUGUUGGCAGCCUCCACUUUUGAAGAGUCUGUAAGCAAUUACUCCGACUGGGUGACUUUUACAGAGGAUGUGGAUCCGUAUGAGAAACAGAGGCUAGAUGAUUUCAGGACUAGUCAGAAGACGAAAAAGGCCGUGCUUCACCCAAGCUUAUAUUUUAAUGCUGAGGAGCUCCCAGCGCUGAGACAGAAAUCUCACACUAGCCAUCUCCACCUCUUCAGAGCCCUCAGAAAUGCAGUGUCAGCGAUGCUGUCCAGUCCAUCGUACUACCUCCCUCCCCCCAAGCAUGCUGAUUUCGCCGCCAAGUGGAAUGAGAUAUAUGGGAACAAUCUCCCUCCUUUAGCCUUUUAUUGCCUCCUGUGCCCGGAAGAUAAAGCUGCCUUUGAUUUUGUGCUAGAAUAUAUGGACAGAAUGGCUGGGUACAAAGACUGGCUGGUGGAGAAUGCCCCAGGUGACGAAGUUCCUCUGGGCCACUCCUUAACCGGCUUUGCCACCGCUUUUGAUUUUUUAUAUGCUUCGUUGGAUGAUGUCAGAAGGCAAAAAUACUUCGCCAAGAUAUGGGCUGUGACUGAGGAAAUGUACGAGUAUUCCAAAGUCCGUUCCUGGGGCAAGCAACUUCUUCAUAACCACCAGGCCACUAACAUGCUGGCAUUGCUCAUUGGGGCCCUGGUCACUGGAGGGGGCCUAGAGUCCCAAGCAAAUGCCUGGAAGCACGCCGUGGUGGACGUGAUGGAGAAAACCAUGUUUUUGCUCAACCACAUUGUCGAUGGCUCUUUGGACGAAGGCGUGGCUUACGGUAGCUACACCGCCAAAUCGAUCACUCAGUAUAUAUUUCUGGCACAGCGCCACUUUGGGAUUAACAACCUCGAAAACCACUGGCUCAAAAUGCACUUUUGGUUUUAUUACGCCACCCUUCUGCCUGGCUUUCAGAGGACUGUCGGCAUAGCCGAUUCAAAUUACAAUUGGUUUUACGGCCCCGAAAGCCAGCUGGUUUUCCUGGAUAAGUUUGUGCUGAAGAGCGGGGUAGGCAAUUGGCUUGCACAACAAAUUAGAAAGCACCGCCCAAAGGAUGGUCCAAUGGUGCCCUCCACUGCCCAGAGGUGGAGCACGCUUCACACCGAGUACAUAUGGUACGACCCGGGGUUAACUCCCCACCCUCCACCUGAUUACGGCACUCCUAAAAUGCAUGUGUUCCCUAAUUGGGGGGUAGUGACAUACGGAGCAGGUUUGCCAAACGCUCAGACAAAUACCUUUGUUUCUUUUAAAUCUGGGAAGCUGGGUGGCCGUGCUGUCUAUGACAUAGUCCAUUUUCAACCCUAUUCUUGGAUUGAUGGGUGGCGAAGCUUCAACCCAGGCCAUGAACAUCCAGAUCAGAACUCUUUUACCUUUGCUCCUAAUGGGCAGGUGUUUGUCUCCGAGGCCCUCUAUGGACCCAAGCUGAGCCACCUGAAUAACGUUCUGGUGUUUGCUCCAUCUCCCACAAGCCAGUGCAAUCAGCCUUGGGAGGGUCAGCUUGGGGAAUGCACACAGUGGCUUAAGUGGACUGGGGAUGAAGUUGGGGAAACGGCUGGUGAGAUCAUUACAUCCUCUCAGCAUGAGGAGAUGAUGUUUGUGAGCGGUGAGGCAGCGCCUGCCUACUCAUCAGCAAUGAAGCUGAAAAGCGUGUACCGUUCUCUGCUCCUGCUGAAUCCUCAAAUGUUGCUAGUGGUGGACCAUGUGGAAAAAGAGGAGGACUCUCCCAUUGACUCCAUCAGUGCCUUUUUUCAUAACCUUGACAUUGACUUUAAAUACGUACCAUAUAAAUUUAUGAGCAAAUAUAAUGGAGCCAUGAUGGACGUCUGGGAUGCCCACUAUAAAAUGUUUUGGUUCGACCAUCAUGGGAAUAGCCCUGUCGCUAGGAUACAAGAGGCAGAGCAGGCGGCCGAAUUCAAAAAGCGGUGGACUCAGUUUGUAAACGUCACUUUCUCUGCAAAGACCACCAUAGCAAGGAUUGCCUACAUUUUCUAUGGGCCGUAUGUCAAUAUUUCUAGCUGUAGGUUUGUUGACGAUGCCCGAUCAGGGUAUCAGAUUUCUCUCCAUGUCAACAACACGGAAACAAUUCUCUCUGUCGUUACAGACUAUCUAAAUCUGAGGACAAGGUUCAGCUAUUUAGGCUUUGGUGGCUAUGCCAAGGUGGCCACUCAGGGAAAGGUGACGAGGUUUGGCCUGGGCACUGAAACAGUAGCAAAAGAGGCACCCAGUAACAGGAUCGCUUUCCCCUUUGGAUUUAAAGUGAAUGUCGUUGCAGGGUUGAUCUUAGGGAUUAGCUUGGCUUUGCUGGCCUUCCAGUGGCACUUUUACAUUUCCUUCAGCAGACUCUUGCGUUGGAUCCUCAUCCUGGUCAUCACAUUGUGGCUUGUCGAGCUGGUUGACGUGUGGAGCUCUUGCACUCAGCCCAUCUGCGGAAAGUGGAGCAGCGACGUGAUGAGUGCAGAGGACAGUGCAGGGAAGGACCAGGCGCACCCUGUGAUUUUGCCUGACGUGGUCAUUACCUCCCUGCCCAGCUCAGGUGCGGAAAUCCUGAAGCAGCUUUUCUUCAACAGCAGUGACUUCCUGUACAUCAGGAUCCCUUCAGGCUACCUUGACGUCCCCGAAGCUGACUUUGAGAUCGACUCCUUCGUCGAUGCCUGUGAGUGGAAGGCCUCCGAUGUUCGGAGCGGCCGUUUCCGGCUGUUCCAGGGCUGGCUGCAUUCCCUAGUCAAAGACACGAAACUCCACCUUCAGAAUAUCCAUUUACAUGAAACCAGCAGAAGUAAGUCCGCGCAGCAUCCUGCUGCCAGACAGGACAAAAAACGGCGGCCCAGAAAAAGAGAAUCCAUAGCGGAGCAAAGAAGCCGAUUGAGAGGGAGUUCAGAGAAAGAGGCUGACUACAUUAGGGAACUCAGGAGACACAUAGCCUCUUAUCCAAAUGCGCGCCCCGUGCUUAGCCUGAGCAGUGGGAGCUGGACAUUAAAGCUGUCUUUCUUUCAAGAAAUCAUAGGCCCUUCCUUGAGAGCGCUCUAUGUAGUACGAGACCCCCGGGCAUGGAUCUACUCAGUACUGCACAAAAGCCAGCCGAGCCUUUACUCCUUGAGGAAGGUUCCCCAGCGCUUAGCGAUGCUGUUUAAAGCAGAGGGCAGGAAAGAAAAGUGUAGCUUAAAUGCAGGCUAUGCCUUUGAAUAUGAAUCGCUGAGGGAGGAACUCUCCGAUUCGAAUUCAAACGCUGUCUCUGUGAUGUCCCAUUUGUGGCUGGCAAACACGGCAGCAGCCCUGAGACUCAAUGGGGAUUUGCUGCCGGAGAAUUACCGGCUGCUCAAGUUCGAAGACCUAGUCAACUUCCCCCAGAAGGUGGCUGAAUCCAUCUAUGCCUUUCUGGGCAUCCCUCUGUCUCCCGCUAGCUUAAACCAAAUCCUAUUUGCCACGUCCACCAACCUUUUCUACCUUCCUUACGAAGGAGAGGUCUCCCCAGCGAGCAUCCAGGCUUGGCGACAUGAGAUGCCUCGCGAGGAAAUUAAGCAGAUCGAGGACAUCUGUUGGACUCUAAUGGACCACUUAGGCUAUCCAAAGUUUACCGAUUUAGAAGCUGCGGGUCAGCGGUAGUUUGCACUAAGGAUUCCCAGGCUCUUCAAUUUGUAGAUAAGAAUCAAAAAAGCUGGUUUAUUCUUGUAAAAUGUCUGUACAGUCUGUUACACUUGCAGAGAGAGAGAUUAUUUUAAAGGAAAUGAGAUAUUUGGUCUGGUAAGCUUCCCCCACCCUCCCUUUCCCUUCCUAAACAACAACGACAAUGAGAAAAAGCCCCCUCGUAAUUACUUUUGCUGCCUUUGAAAAUAAAGCUGUGUGAAUCUUUGCAUUCGUUUCCAGAUGGGGGACUGGCUAUAGCUCAGAGGAUGGGUAAUAGGAUCAGGGCCUUAUAUUCCUUGGCUCUUGGCAUGAAUCCCAGCCGGGCAGGGAGUUGCCAAGUGUCACUGCCAUCUGCUGGUUAUUUGGUGGCCAAUGUUGGGAGGAGGCUGGGCUCAGCCCUAGUUUUCAAUGAACAACUGUUUCUUUUGCAAAGCAGACUUGGCGUUUGGCAGCAUUGAUCUCCCUAGGGCUGGAUUUACUGACAUGUUAUGUCUGCUUUUAACUACCCCAGUGGUGCUGAGAAGCCAUAAAGUCAACCUAACCAGCCAGUUAAACUGUGUUUUAUGAUUGCCUGACAUCACUGAAGUGACAGAAAGCAGAUCACACACACACACACACACUGGCACAAUCUUGGCAUCCUAUUGGCAGCCUUAGCAAAAAGACCAAGACCCAAAGUGAAAUGGAAGCAUAUUCAUAGUAUUUCAAUGUGUUUCUUCCAUUCCUCAGCAUUAAGGAAUCUGGGUCCAUAAGGUGAUUUCAGGAUAGCGGUUCCUACUGUUACGUUGCUGUGAGUAAACAAUUCAUAGUCAGAAGUAAGGAUAAAUAUACAUACAGAGCCCAUUUCUGUGAUUGUCUUUCUGACAAGGGCUUCUUCUGUUGUUUUAUCUGGAUUACAUCUGCACAAAAUCUUCUCCUUCUCAGCAUCUUGAAACCAAGCCGGGAGUGCAGAAUCAGUUGCCUGAAAAAUAAGGUACAUGUAGAUGGGGAGAACCAUGGGCAGAUUAAGCAGUAUCUGGGGCUGUGCCAACAAUGCCCAUCUUAGUUUUGCUUUUCUAAGGGAUGGGGAAUCAGAUGUUGCUGGACUCCAACUCCCACCAUCCCUGACCACUUCCCAAGCCUGAAAACACCAGGAGGGUCAAAGGUACACAGAUAAAUUAGACUCACCUUUCUUCUCUCUCCACAAGUUCUUUCCACACAAUCUACAUGCAACAGUUUCAAUGAACCUUCUUGGGAGUGUGGAUGUGUGUAGGGUGAACCUGAUGUUGGCAGGGGCAUAGUAUAACUUGUGGGCUUUGAAUUAAGUUCCAGCUCUCUGUUGGGAACAAUGGAGAAAAUGUAUGGUGCUGCGUCACAGUGUUUGAUGCCCUUCUCAUUGAAAUGUAUUUAUUCACCCAUUCAUUGUUAAUGAUGUGGUUAAUAGGAUGUAUAUCACAGUUUUAUCUAUAUCCUACAAACUGGAGAAUAGUUCCACAGACUUUUAACACAAUGACUUCAGUGUAAAAUUGCAGCCUUAGGCCGAUCCUCCUUCUCCUAAAAAGUUGACUUUUUAAUGCCAGAUUUUAAGGGUCAAGACGGCUGUGGUAGCAUCUUCAUGUGGCAGGAAGAGAGUAAAUGCCACUUUCAUCAGCUGGAACAGGUUCGAGAGAA